Messenger RNA from Caenorhabditis remanei, 951 nucleotides. RefSeq lists its product as uncharacterized. NCBI's taxonomy places the organism in Eukaryota, Metazoa, Nematoda, Chromadorea, Rhabditida, Rhabditidae. The coding region runs from base 1 to 951 and encodes 316 amino acids. The record is from RefSeq and is a predicted model, not a curated record. The transcript is spliced from 8 exons.
AUGGGGUUCUUCGAUGCAGCUGUGAACAUCACCAUGCUGACCUAUAUCAGUCUUGGAUUGCCCACCGUUGUUUUCAACAUCCCUUUCGUUCAUCUCACUCUCUUUAUUGCGAAAAACCGUGGAAGGAAAGAAUUUGUAACUCUAGGCUGCUCGGCUCUAGGAGAUAUUAUCUAUGUUGUCAUCUAUGUUUUCAACAGUUUCUGGCGCAUACAGGAGCAUCCAACAAUGGUCUCCCGUGCUGAGUGUAUCAGUCAUAUCAACAUUCUUAUCAGCACAUUCACCGCCGUUCUGAUUUUCGUCAACCCUCUCAUGAUCGCAAUCGACCGUCUUGUUGUAAGCGUCAGUGGAGUUUGGUAUUACAAGCAGACGUUGACAUACACUGUUGUCCUUUUCUCGAUUCCAAUUGUUAUCAGUUCCAUUGUCGCCGGAGCUAAUGUUUACAUGACCUCGAUCUCCCCAGUCGAAAUGAUAUCAUCAAUGUGCUUCACUUCUGGUAUCAUCCAAACCGGUGGCUUCGAGUGGUUCUACUACGGCUUCAAGUGGAGUUGUGUUGUCUUGGCACUCGUUGUCUAUGGCGUUGUUGCCAUUGUCUACUGGAAGAAGGUUCAAAUUGGAAAAUGCGACGUAGUCAACCGUGUCAGGAUUCAAUCCGCGUAUCUCGUAAUGGCUUUCAACACAGCUAACUGCAUUCUUUUUCUGUUCGUCCCGGAUGUCCUUCUCAAGUUUCUCAUCAAGAAAUCAUUGGCCCUCAUGACUUGCUUGUUCUCCUUCAUGAUUAUCAAGCUGCUCCUCAAUCUUGCUGGCAUAAUGUUGCUCCACAAAGAGCUUCGUACUGCUUACCUCGAUAAGGUCUUGAUCUUCCCCUCAUGGAAAAAAAGGGUCUUCGGAUUCACUUCUGUUGUCAGCGUCAGCAACCACGCACAGAAGAAUCGCAUGACGGCGCCAAAUUGA